AUGCGACUGUCUGGUCUGCAGAGGGAGGUCUUGGCCCUCUAUCGCCAGUGUCUGCGUGAGAGCCGCAAGAAGCCAAGAGACACACGGGGCCAUUUCGAGUCUUUUGCUCGAUCCGAGUUCGAAAAGAACAUCCACAUUGACAAGCGAGACUUUGCAGCCAUCGAGUUCCUCGUGCGCAAAGGCCGUCGUCAAUUAGACGUGUACGCGUCCCCGGGGAUUAAGGAUAUCAGAUGA
Molecule: messenger RNA, 234 nt
Organism: Phialemonium atrogriseum
Lineage: Eukaryota; Fungi; Ascomycota; Sordariomycetes; Cephalothecales; Cephalothecaceae
Product: complex 1 protein-domain-containing protein
Exons: 3
Coding region: 1-234 (77 amino acids)
Biological process (GO): mitochondrial respiratory chain complex II assembly
Cellular component (GO): mitochondrion
Source: RefSeq, a predicted model, not a curated record